UAUAGCAGUUGGACCUCAUCACAGAUAGCCCAACACCACUAACACCACUACCACCACCACCACCUCAGACACAGAGCGCAGAGCAGAGAGGCAUGCCGCUCCCACCAAGUGGACACACAGCAAGUCGAUUGGAUCUGUAAUACGUAAAAGCUCUUCACUUUGCCUGGCCGUGUGAAGAUAUUGACAUGGAACGUGUCAACGGCAGCCUGGACAAGGCUCCAUCAGCAUCAGCCUCCUCAUCUCGCUUCCCAUCCUUUACCUUCGUCCCUAUUCUGAACAAGCUGCCCACCAAGAGCCGAAUCAUUAAUGUGGGCCGCAGACUACUGCCAUCGCUGUUCCCAAGCCAGGGUUUAGAGCCCCCCGACAGAGCCGCCCCGCCGUCGGAUGAUAGCAGAAGUAGCGGCACCAUGGAAGGGGGUGUCUACAAGGCAGAGUUUGUGUACAUCAGAGAGCCAGAACCAGAGGAGACUCCUGGAGAAGAAGUGGCAGCAGCAGCAGCAGGCUCUUCUAGAGACACCGCAGCGCAUAUGAAAAAGCUGAGGGCGCCGCCAUUACCGUCAACCUCAACCUCCUCUGCCGAUCUGCAGACCCAGACCCAGACCCAUACCCCACCCUCGCCCCCACCCUCGCCCUCGCCCUCGUCCUCGUCCUCGUCCUCGUCCUCACCCCUGUCCACCCCCGUCCUCUCUCUCCCUUCUCUCGGCGAGAAAGUGAUCUCCACCUAUUCCAGUAACUCCAGGAGCCCGGCCGCUUCUCCGCGUGUGGCCAUGGACACCAAGACCGACAGGCAUGCGGCAGCAGCAGCAGGAGGAGCGGGAGGAGGCUUCUUGUCAUUCUGGGUGGGGGGUCGUGACAGCGAGUCCCCCCCGGCAGAGAAUGCCGGUGGAGGAGGAGGAGGUGGCGGCGGUAGAGGGGGAGUUGGGGGUGGAGGUGCUUAUUUCAACCACGAGCCCGAGCCGGAAGACAGGCAUGCGGCAACGGGAGGAGGCUUCUCGUCAUUCUGGGGAGUGGGUCGUUACAGCACUUCCCCAGGACUCAAUGCUAAAGGUGGAAGAGGAGGAGGAGGUGGAGGAGGUGGUGGAGGAGGUGGCAGUGGCGGAGGGGGUGUCUAUUUCAACCAGGAGCCCGAGCCCGAGCCGGAGGACAGGGACGAGCCUCCGCCCCUGAGUGCCGCCACCUCUGUGGACCUGCUCACCUCCCCGGUGUCCUCCUCCCGCGAGUCCAUCCUGUCGGAGGGCUGCUGGGACCGGGACAAGAGCUGGUCGGUGCCUUACCUGACGUCCCCCGGCCCGUACCCGGGCCCGUACCCCGGCCCAUACCCGGGCCCGUCCCCGGCACCCUCCUCCUCCCUCCUCAGCCGCGGCUGGUCGCCCUGCUCCACCACCUCCUCCCUGCGCUCCGGCGCCUUCUCGCCCGCCGUGGUGCGCAUCACCCGCCACUCCCUGGCGCCCGGCGCCCGUCUAGCGGACAGCAGCUGCGCCUCGUCAUGUGCCACAAGCCGUGCAACGUCGCCGUGCCCCGACAUGUCGCCGGGCACGGCCCGCCACCGCCCCCCUCCCACGCAGCUCUCGCUCCUGACGGCCAUCUUGCGGAAAGGCAGGCUGCCGGUGCUCACGACGGCGGAACAGAGGCCCUACACCCCCUGCUGGCCAAUCAGCCCCGUGCACAUGUCCUCCUGCGCGGCCUGCCGCGCCGCCGCCCGCGUGGGGACCAUGAUGGGCGGAGGAGGAGUGGUUCCCCAGUUAGCAGCAGCAGAUACGGAUUUAUGCUCGCAGUCUCACAACUCCCGCGAGUCGUGCCGAAGCCCUGAACUGAAGCCUGUAGUACUGAAAGAGCCAGCGCAUCGUGGUCGCCUAUCAGACGGAAACUACUACACUAACACCAACAGCAAUAAUACCACCACCACCAUGACAGACAGGUGGUCGGAACCGUCGGAUUUACUCUCGCAGUCUCACAACUCCCGCGAGUCUUGCCGAAGCCCUGAGCUUAAGCCUGUUUUGAAAGAGCCAGCGCAUCGCGGCCGCCUGUCCGAUGGAAACUACACAAACACCAACACCAAUAAUACCACCAGCACGACGACGACAAACAGGUGGUCGGAACCGUCCAAGUGCUCCGAACCGUCCAAGUGGUCCGAACCGUCCAAGUGGUCCGAAUCUUCCAAGUGGUCCGAAUCUUCCAAGUGGUCGGAACCGCCCAGGAGUGGGAGGACGAUCUGGGACAUCACAGAGUCGAAGUCGAAGUCGUCCAGCCUUCCGGCUUCCUACAGAACGGACUCCUAUGCGACGGACAAAUUCGCUACAACGACGACGGAUCAGCAGCAGCAGCGUCAACAACAACAACAACAACAACAACAACAACAACAACAACAACAACAACAACAACAACAGCGCAGCGUCCUCAAGCCGGUCAACUCCGAGCGCCGCGUGUCGCCGGCCCCGAGUCCGCAGCUGUACUUCUCCCAGGCCUCCAGGAGCUUGUCCCCCAAGCCCAGCUACGCUUACUGCUGCACGGCAGAGGGCUCAGACCACGCCGCCAAGUCCGGCGGACAGCUAGACCACAGAGGUACCCCUGCCACUUCCUGUGCGGCAGCAGUGGGGCCGCAGUCGAAUUCAGAGCGGGCUUUUCCGUCUAGCUCGCAAAACAACCACCACACCGUUGGCACUUCAUAUUCCCAAAGCAAGCCCUCGUUGUCAGUGAGCUCAUCACAUGCCCACAGGCUCUCCCCGCUACCCAGAGUUCCACAGUUCUCAUCCCCACGUCGCACCCCGACCCCGACCCCCACCCCCACCCCCUCCUCUUUCUCCUCCUCCUCCUCCUCCAUGUCCUCCCCCCUACCCCCCUACUCCUCCUCCUCCAUGUCCUCUGCCCCUUCUCUCUCUCUGUCCCGCAGGUCUAACUCUGGCACCCCCACCCCCACCCCCACCCCACAUCGCACCCCAACCCCAACCCCUGGUGCGACCCUGGACCGUUUGGCUGUCUACUCCCCCUCCUUCCUCUCCCCCUCCUCCUCCUCCUUCCCCUCCCCCUCCCCCUCUCCGGCAGUGUUGAGUCGAGACCUGACUCCAUCGCCCUCCUUCUUCCUCCCCACCUCCUCCACACCCUCGCCCCGCUCCACCCCCACCCCCCGGGGCCGCGUGUCACUCUAAGCUGACAGGGAGGAUAAAAAAAGCCAGAUGUACAAGAUCAAGUCGUCAUACAAAGCACUCGCUGCCAUCCCCACCAACACACUUCUUCAAGAGCAGCAGGCCAUUGAAACAGAGGUGGAGAGGAAAGAGAAUGCCGAUCCCACAGACACGUUUUCAAUGGAGGAGGCUCGGGGCGAGAUGUACUCGCCUGCUCAGCUGAGGGCACAGUCGGAAGAGCUGUACGCGGUCAUCGACGAAGUGCUGGAGGAGAGCCCUGUCCCUGGACAGCGGAAACUUCUCUCUCCCUCUCCAACAACGCGGCGGGAGGAAACGCAUGAGGCGAAGAAAUACACACCAAGAUCCUCACCAAGAACAGCAGGAAGGGAAACGAAAUAUGCGACCUUCUAUUUGAAAGCACCGGGUCCAACAGAACCACUUGUGACAAAGCCAGGAGUUAUACGCCCUGCCUCUGUUCCUUUGAGACUACCAACGGAUGAUGAUGAUGAUGAUGAGUACUUCCCAAAGCCAUUCAAGACAAACCUGGACAGACACACUCACAAGAGCCAAAGCCAGAUAACCAGCAGCAGCCCACUACAGGGAAAGCCCCAGGCUGAUGGUGGGAGACCUUUGACCAGCCCGUCAUUUAGUUCAUCUGCUGGGGGAAUGAAGCACAGCCUGUCCCCCUACAUGGCACCAUGGCUAAGCACCACCACCACCACCAGUACCACCACUACUGCCUCCGCAGCCCAGCCCAGCUCUGCGUGGGACAACACCACAACGGCCACACUCAGAAACACGCUCGCCAAGAUGGAGGUGCAUGAAACUGACAUUUGAAACGGCCUUCAGGCAUUUUAAUCCUUGAGGAUCAAGUUUUCUUUUUUUCUCCUCCUGUCCUUCUAGAAUUUGACGCAAACAUUCUACACCGCCCAUUGGACUAAGAAUCGUGCAAGAGUGUUUGUGACAUCAUAAUGAGAACUCUGAAGGUUUCACUAAAGUUCUAAUCAUGUGAUCAUAUUCCUGAAAGGGUGUGCUGCAUGCAAAGUCCCAUAACUCUGUCCUGUCAUAGUCAGCAUAAUCGUAUAAGCCUACUUGUAAGACAUGUGUUACUGACAAAAGCCAAAGAGUUACAGUAUAUAUGGGCACAUGCUAGCUCUUGCACUUACAUAUGUUGUUGGAUGAAUGAAUAACUGAUAAUAAUCAGCAAAGUUGAUUAGAAAUAAAGACCAUAUUUUAUUGUA
Molecule: messenger RNA, 4363 nt
Organism: Engraulis encrasicolus (European anchovy)
Lineage: Eukaryota; Metazoa; Chordata; Actinopteri; Clupeiformes; Engraulidae
Gene: mlip
Product: muscular LMNA-interacting protein
Exons: 12
Source: RefSeq, a predicted model, not a curated record